Molecule: messenger RNA, 1854 nt
Organism: Exophiala viscosa
Lineage: Eukaryota; Fungi; Ascomycota; Eurotiomycetes; Chaetothyriales; Herpotrichiellaceae
Product: cytochrome P450 oxidoreductase
Exons: 1
Coding region: 170-1732 (520 amino acids)
Molecular function (GO): monooxygenase activity; iron ion binding; oxidoreductase activity, acting on paired donors, with incorporation or reduction of molecular oxygen
Source: RefSeq, a predicted model, not a curated record
UGUCAAUGCAGAAGCUUUUUUGGCAACCUGCGGCGGCAGAGUCAUCGCCAAUAAAAGGCACUUGAUAAAGAUGCAGCGGCUCUCACAGGUGUGUAUUGAAAUGCUCCUUCCUCUUUCUCACCAUCCUUUCUGUUAGUUGUCAGGGGUGUUGUUUACAUCGGUCGGCAACAUGGCCGUCUACGGCGUUCUGCUCUCUCCACUGCUCGCCUCUCCAAUUCUGUCACUGUUGUUACUACCAAUCGCUGCCCUCGUCCUGCGCUUUCUCUACCGCGCCUCUCCCUCACAUCCGCUCUCACAUGUCCCUGGACCUCUCAUUCCGCGAUUGUCCUCCCUGUGGCUGACAUAUCACGCUUGGAUUGGCGAUGAAGCGACCGUCACCGACGCUCUCCACAAGAAAUAUGGUCCCAUUGUCCGAACAGGACCGAACAGCGUGGACAUAGCUGACGGCGCCGCACUGGCAUCUAUUUACACAGAAAAAGGCGGAUUUGGAAAGACCGACUUCUACGCCAAUUUCGACAUUGACGGUCACAAGUCAAUCUUCUCAGAGACAGACCCUGCCAGGCGUGCACCCCGCGCAAAGGCUGUGGCUGCUCUAUUCUCCACCACCAACUUGAGACAAGGUCAGGAUGUCAUAUACAAAUGUGUGGAUCGCUUCGUGGACCGGCUUCUCGAAAAUAAGAGCGGGGACAAUGCGGGAAAGCCUGUGAAUGUGCUGAAUCUUACGAGAGGACUGGCGGUCGAUGCCGUCUCGUCCUACCUUCUGGCUAACAGUUAUGGAGCUCUCGACGAAAACGGACACCGUGAGGAGAAAAGAGCCGUGCGAAAAGAGGUCUCCGGCUCUCCAGAUUCCGACAACCAAGAACAACACAUGAGCGCCAGUGGUAUGGUCGACUGCUUUGUUGCAGUCGGACGAUUCUGGUACCUCCCAGCAUGGGCAUUCCAGAUGGUAGAGUCCUUUGAUGCUUGGUGGAAUGGAGGCGAGGAAGUCUCCAAGAGUCUCUCGCACGUGGACGAGUACGUCAACGGCGUGGUCAGCCAAGCCGACGCUGCAAUCACUGCCUCCAAGACCAGCGAGAAGACGUCUUAUCCUCUCACAUCGUAUCCUGCCCGACUCCUGCAAGCGGGCUUUACAGUCUCAGAAGUCCGCGCGCAAUGCAAGGACCUGAUCUUCGCCGGUACCGACAGUACAGGCAUGAAUAUGGGCACGAUUUUGUUCAACCUCGUGCGUCAACCCGAGUGUUACAAGAGGCUGCGUGAAGAGGUCCUCUCGGCAAAUCCGGCCUUCGACGACCUUCAAUCGCUGCCCUACCUGCGCGGUGUCGUCAAAGAAGCACUACGUUUGUCCAUGGCAAAUCCAUCUCGUCUUCCUCGGGUGGUUCCUGCAUCGGGCUGGACAUUCAAGAACACAUACUUCCCACCGGGCACAGUGGUGAGCGCUACGCCUUACACUCUUCACCUGAAUCCCGAGGUAUUUGAGGAUCCUUACGUGUUCAAGCCGGAGCGAUGGGCGGAGCCGUCAGAAGAGAUGCUUCGUGACGCCAUUCCGUUUGGCUUGGGCAGUCGGCAGUGUAUAGCAAGAAACCUUGCGACGGUUGAAUUGUUCUGCGCCACGGAACGGCUGGCUAGGGCAGAUGCGUUGGGUGGUGCGAGGACAGUCAAAGACAAGGUCGAGAUCCUCGAGUGGUUCAAUAGUAAAGUGGUCGGCGAGAGGAUUGACAUCAUUUGGGAAUAAUGGUUAGAAAGUGUAAAAGUGAAUAAUGCCGAUCGAUACCCAGCUACUAUAUGAGAAAAGUUUCCGAAAAUAUACAGCGACUGCGAGAUAUCGACUACUAGAUGUGAGGUACCGUAGAGGAC